Radiomyces spectabilis is the source of this 3798-nucleotide messenger RNA. Its product is annotated as chitin synthase-domain-containing protein. Bases 289 to 3639 code for a protein of 1116 amino acids. Gene Ontology annotation, molecular function: chitin synthase activity. NCBI's taxonomy places the organism in Eukaryota, Fungi, Mucoromycota, Mucoromycetes, Mucorales, Radiomycetaceae. The record is from RefSeq and is a predicted model, not a curated record. The transcript has 4 exons. Gene Ontology annotation, cellular component: cell septum; cell periphery.
AACGUUUUGGCAUUUGCUUGUUGUUUUUUUCUCUUUCUCUACUUUUUUCCCUGCAUAUGUUGACUGGAUAAGCACAUCAUUUUACGCUCACAUGUCAUACUCUUCACACGCCAAGACACUAUGCAAGAAAAAAGGAUCAGAUAGAUAACAAUUUUUAUUGGGUGGGCCAACGGUGAUCCCAUAACUAAUAUUGUUGUUUUGGCCUUAUUUCAUAUAGGAAAAAAGGAUAAAGCAGCUCAAUUGGCGUUUCGUGAAAAGAUCGGAUUGGUCACUAUCAUCCUGUGGAUCAUGGCUUUUGUGGGGUUCCUAACAUUCGGUUUUACUCAAGCGGUGUGCCCACGUCCUGCUCUCAGCUAUCGAAUAGACGAUCUCAACAACGGUUACGUAGUCAUUAACGGAUGGGCUUAUCUACUGGCAUCAUGGAACGACCAUCCGCCUAUUCCAGGGUUAACCGAAGAUAACACCAAUCCGACUUAUCCGCCUAUCGAUGCAGGUGGAAAAGAUGCCUCCUUCUUGUUUCAGACCAUCAAUAAAGCUUGUGCCUCAGUUAUCACCUCUGCCUCCAAUUUACCCGUCGGCCAAGACAGUUCACUACCCACCUACUUUCCAUGCAGACUUUUCAACACCCAUACACUCGACGUACCUGAUCCAUCCACUUACGGAAAUGCGACAGGGUGUCAUACCUCAUCUUUGGCUCGAUCCUCUUUCCAAGCCAUGAAGACAUACGGCGUUCCAAAACCGAAUGGCGGUUUUGACAAAGCCGGACGAGUAUAUUAUGACUGGAAGCAUGUCAACAGUAGUAGUUACUUGGCCGUCUAUAACAGUAACGUGCUAAAUCUAAACUUACUUCACGCACUGCCACAACAGUUGAUCAGGCUCCCUCCCAACGGUCUCUUCGCCAGUAUAUUGAACAACCCCGCAGUCUACGGAGGGCAGGACAUUACACAUAUAGUGGCAUCACGUCGCAUCGAUGGCUCUACAUGGAAGCAAGAAGCGAAAUGCUUGACAGAGAUCAUCAAAGUGGGCGAAAUUGACACCAAGAGUGUGGGAUGCAUUGCCUCGGAUGUCGUACUGUAUACUUCGCUGCUCGUUAUUCUUGGUGUCAUUCUCGUCAAAUUUGGCUUGGCCGUGCUGUUUGGCUGGUGUCUCUCCUGGAAACUGGGUAAUUUUAAAGAAGGUCGAUCCUACAAAGAACGCAUGAAACGAGAACUGGAAAUUGAAAACUGGACAUCCGGCAUCCAUCGGCCCGCUGAAGCGAUCCAACCUCACGAGAAAGUGCUACCGUAUCCCGUUCGACAUAGACGCUCUCUUAUGCCAAAAACCUCUCGCUUCACCUUACCCGAAGCAGGCUCCAUGCAUUUUAAUGCUCUUGAACGCCCAAGCAAUGUCAUUUGGAAGCAAUCGCCCGAAGUACGUGUUUUGUCAUCCUACAACUCUUCCGUUGCAUUAGCCUCCGGGAUGACGCCGCUGGCUGAACCAAGUUCACUUCGUCCUCUAGGUUCAGACAAUGGACGCAGUUAUUCUUCCAGACGUCAAAGUGGAACCAGUCCUGACUCUGGACGUUCAUCCAUGACUUCAACUUCGGGUGUAAGCCAUGGUUCUCUUCAGCAUUCUUGUCCUUAUCCUGUGUCCGCCCAUGCUAUACCACCGCCCAAAUCGGAUUACAUGCCGUUUGGGUUCUCUCUUGUUCAUACCAUUUGCUUGGUGACUUGUUACUCGGAAGGCAUCGACGGUUUGCGAACGACACUGGAUUCCAUCGCCACCACAGACUACCCAAAUUCACAUAAAUUAAUCAUGGUGAUCGCUGACGGUAUUAUCACUGGCCAUGGAAACUCAAUGUCGACACCGGACAUUUGUUUAUCCAUGAUGCAUGAUUUCCUUAUUCCACCUGAGCAAGUGCAGCCCUACUCGUAUGUAGCCAUUGCUGACGGCGCUCACCGACAUAAUAUGGCUAAAAUAUACUCCGGUUUCUAUCGAUACGACGACGCCACGGUGGAUCCUUCCCAGCAACAGCGGGUGCCAAUGAUUAUCAUUAGCAAGACUGGCGCACCGGAAGAAGCCAAAGAAAGCAAGCCCGGUAAUCGCGGCAAACGCGAUUCUCAAGUCAUUCUCAUGUCGUUUUUGCAAAAAGUCAUGUUUGACGAGCGCAUGACCAUGCUUGACUACGAGCUCUUUACCAAUAUCUGGCGGAUCACCGGAAAUAGCCCGGAUAAAUAUGAGAUCGUCCUCAUGGUAGAUGCCGAUACCAAAGUGUAUCCAGAUGCCCUCAGUCGCUUGGUCAGUUGCAUGGUCAAUGAUCCCGAAAUAUCCGGUUUGUGUGGUGAAACCAAGAUUGGCAAUAAAACUGACAGCUGGGUGUCCAUGAUCCAAGUGUUCGAAUACUAUAUAUCACAUCAUCAGAGCAAGGCAUUCGAGUCCAUUUUUGGUAAUGUCACCUGCUUACCGGGAUGUUUCUGCAUGUAUCGAAUCAAAGCACCAAAAGGGAACAAUGGCCAUUGGGUACCUAUUCUCGCCAAUCCCGAUAUUAUUGAACGGUAUUCCGAAAAUGUCGUCGACACCCUCCACAAGAAAAAUCUUUUACUGCUGGGUGAAGACCGAUACCUGUCUACGCUGAUGCUCAAGACAUUUCCGCGUCGCAAAAUGAUCUUUGUUCCUCAGGCUGUAUGCAAAACGGUGGUGCCUGACUCGUUUUCCGUACUGCUGUCGCAACGUCGUCGAUGGAUCAAUUCCACUAUCCACAAUCUCAUGGAACUUUUAUUUGUUCACGACUUGUGUGGCACUUUCUGCUUCUCCAUGCAAUUUGUAGUGUUCAUGGAACUUGUGGGUACCUUGGCGCUGCCUGCAGCUAUCUCGUUUACCCUGUACCUGAUUAUCCUUGCUCUCAUGGGUCAGCCGGCCGUUUUAUCUCUCAUCUUACUGGCGCUGAUCCUGGGACUACCGGCUGUGCUGAUUGUUAUGACAAGUCGCAAACUCGUCUACAUCGGGUGGAUGUUGAUCUAUCUGUUCAGUUUGCCUAUAUGGAAUUUCGUAUUGCCGACCUAUGCAUACUGGCAUUUUGACGACUUUACGUGGGGUGAAACGCGUAAAGUGCAAGGCGCUGAUAAAAGUCAUCAUGGAGAUAGAGAAGGAGAAUUCGACAGUUCCAAAAUCGUCAUGAAAAAAUGGAGCGAAUACGAGCGGGAUCGCAAACUUCGCAUGGUGCAACAGAAGAACAUGGACCUUAAUUCUUCCCUUCCAUUUCGUCCUUUAUCUUAUCGACAGUAUCCCUCUGUCACCGAUUUAUCGCAGGAUCUGGACAGGCCAGCUUCGAUUGCUACCCCUAUUGCUUCGCGCAUGUUGGCAGCUCGACGCCAAAACAGCGAAUUAUCGAGUUCACAUACGAACUCGUCACCGAGUUCGACUUCCAUCACAUCUCGAUUACAGCAGCGGAUGGAUGCAUUCAGUUCAGAUACUGUACUUUCAACCGCAGCCUCCAAGGAAUUCAGUGAUCCCGGUCAUGGACACAGCCAAGAUCCCAAUCACGACACACCAGGUGCCUUGAGCGAUUGGCGCAGAAGUUUAGAAUUUUUGAAUCGGCACGACACGGUCGACCUGAACGUAGGCUUUCCAUUGCCUGCAUCAUCAACCAAGAACAAUUAAUUUGAUAGUAAUCCCCUUCUUGUUCGCUCUGUUGGCAAAAAAAAAAAGACAGUAGAGCGAUACUAUUCCAUCAAUAGCAUUUCUCACUAUGUAUAAGUACUUCAUGUUUCUUGCGAUUUACAAAGGAAAAAAAAAGUAUUAUUUUUGAUUUGACGCAAA